UGAGAGGAGGGAGUUUGUAUAUGCAGUUUCACAAAUAUGAAGAGAUUGGCAAUCAAUCAAUUGUCAGCAUUAGUAGUAGUGAUACUAGUUGUGAUAGGAUCAUCAAGAUGGUGCUUAGCGGAUAAAGCGCAAUGCGGAACACAAGCUGGUGGUGCAUUGUGUCCUAAUCAGUUAUGUUGCAGUGCAUGGGGUUUUUGUGGAUCAACCCCAAUCUACUGCGGCGAUGGUUGCCAGAGUCAAUGUCCCGGAACCAGCCCUUCUCCACCUCCUCUACCUCCAUCUCCUCCUCCACCUUCUCCUUCUCCUCCACCACCUCCUCCUCGUCCUCCUCUUCCAGAAGAGUAUCUCAUCUCUAGAAAAGAUUUCAACGAGAUGCUCAAGAAUCGAGACGAUAAUAGAUGUGAAGGAAGAGGAUUUUACACAUAUGAAGCUUUUAUUGAAGCUGCCAUCUCUUUCCCCAAGUUCGGCAAUGAAGGAUAUAGGGAAGAUAGUAAAAAAAGAGAGAUUGCUGCUUUCUUUGGUCAAACUUCAUUUGAAACAAUUGCUGAUGUUGAUCUAGACGACGAGACAUACCCAGUCGAAUGGGGAUAUUGUUUUGUGAGGCAAAAGAAUCCCAGCAAGAACUAUUGUGAAUCAAGCUCUGAAUUCCCAUGUGCUUCUGGAAAGGACUACUACGGUAGAGGUCCUUUCCAGAUACGUGGGAAUGAAAUAUACGGAAAGUGUGGAAAAGAAAUCGGUGUUGAUUUGCUGAAUAAUCCAGAUCUUGUAGCCAGUGAGGCUGUUAUAUCAUUCAAGACCGCUAUAUGGUUUUGGAUGACACCUCCUCUGCCAUUGUAUGGCCAAUAUUUACCAUCUAGCCACGAUGUUAUGGCCAUUAUAUGGACCCCUUCUAGUCUUGAUCUUUCGCUAGGGAGGUUUCCAGGAUAUGGGAUGACGACGUUUGUGGUGACUCAUGCCCAACAAAGUUAUGACGAAUGCGGACUUGGGUACAUCACUGUACCUGAGUAUUGUCGGAUUCUAUUUUUUGGAAGAUAUUGUGACAUACUUGGAGUUGAUUAUGGAGUUAGUCAUGGAGAUGAAGUUUCAUGUAUGACUUCCAAAACACAAUCCCUCAUUGGCUCCACCUAGCUUAUCAUGUUUUCAAGUACAUCUCUUUCUUUACACAUUUAUUAAUAAUGUGGAUCGUUUUCCUUAGUGUUAUUUGGGUGUAGUACGUUUGUAUUAUCACAUUUGUCUUAAUUACUAUCAUCAAUAAAAGUUACUCUCUUCAUUUUCCUUC
Messenger RNA from Vicia villosa (hairy vetch), 1279 nucleotides. RefSeq names its product endochitinase A2-like. Gene Ontology annotation, molecular function: chitin binding; chitinase activity. The coding region runs from base 37 to 1128 and encodes 363 amino acids. The transcript has a single exon. Gene Ontology annotation, biological process: carbohydrate metabolic process; defense response to fungus; chitin catabolic process. Lineage: Eukaryota; Viridiplantae; Streptophyta; Magnoliopsida; Fabales; Fabaceae. The record is from RefSeq and is a predicted model, not a curated record.